UGAGCACAAAAACCGUAGGCUAAACACAUUACAACACUUUGUCGUUGGUUUGUUGUUUUUUUUUCUUCGUUGUUGAUUGUUUAUCUGCUUUGCCUCAGUAACUCCAGCGUUUUACAAUCCGAAAGUUCUCUCUCUUUUUUUUUUUAAACUCGCAGACGUCAAGUUUUUUCAUGAAGACGGUAACGAUGAUGAUACAACCUGUGCAGACUGAGUUUUUAGUGGGUUUUUUUUCUAUGUUUACAUUACUAAAAUCGUAUUGAGCUUCUAUUAUUUAUUUUUGACAUAACUUUUGCUUCUUUUAUUAUUAAUAUUGGCGUUUAUAGUGCGUAUUUAGUUGUAAAAUUUGCUUUGAAAUCUUAUUUUGCGCUGACAUUAUCUCAAAGAUAAGGACUUAAGAGCUUUUAUUUGUUCUUAAAGUGGCAAAAAUUAAAAGUAUUGCUUAGGAUUUUAAUUAUUCGCCUCCAUACAUGACUUCAGACCAACCGUCACUGGCCAAACCCUCUGCAUUUUGUAACUUUUUUUCAUGCGGAAUCCAUAAUUGGAGACCUCACUGUGCCAGCCAUUUAACGCGCGCGCUCAACCGGAGCAGUGAUGCAGCACGAGCGCCUGCUCAAAGUUUUGGUCAUCGGUGAUCUCGGAGUCGGCAAGACGUCCAUCAUAAAGCGCUACGUGCACCAGGUCUUCUCUCAGCAUUACCGAGCCACCAUCGGAGUCGACUUCGCCCUCAAAGUGCUCAACUGGGAUCACAAGACGGUGGUGCGGCUGCAGCUGUGGGACAUUGCCGGGCAGGAACGCUACGGCAACAUGACCCGCGUGUACUACAGAGAGGCCGUGGGGGCCCUUGUUGUCUUCGACAUGACCAGACUAUCCACGUUUCAGGCCAUCCUCAAGUGGAAAGGAGACCUUGACUCAAAGGUCGCUCUGAGCAAUGGGAGACCGGUUCCCGCCGUUCUAUUGGCCAAUAAGUGUGACCAGCGUCGUCACGGUCUGUGCCCCAAACUGCCCAAACUGGAGAACUUUUCCAGGGAGUACGGAUUUGUCGGCUGGUACGAAACCUCUGCCAAGGACAACACCAACAUCGAUGCAGCCAUCACGUGUUUAGUGAAAAAUAUCAUUACUGUGGAGGAGGAAAGAGCCUUGAGCGAAGCGACCAACGCCGCCUCUAAAAGCGAACCGGAGGGCAGCGUCCUGGUUCUGCCUCGCUUCGAUUACAAUGUGAAGGAGAAAGGACUCGGUGGAUGUUCAGGAUGCUCUUCGCUUAAGCCUAGAGACAGAGACAACGACUGAAUGAGGGAGGAAAGGGAUGGGUCUGAACCAAAAGACUGGAAGGAGACAGAGAGAGGAGUGUGGAGAUUACUUUGUUGAAUAAUUAAUAUGUUGUAACUUAGAGUUGCAUCCUCUCCCUCUGCCUUCACAAAUGCAUUUCGUCAGAGGAAACAGUUUAACAGUUCAGGAUUUAAAAAUGUAAAACGAGAAGAUUUGCAAACCAUGAAUUUACUUUAUUUUUAUAACAGAAAUUGAGUCAAAAUUUGUUCCAUCAUCACAAAAAGUCUUUUAUUUUGAAAACCUUUUGAUAAAAUGGUUUUUGUGUUUGGAAGAAAAAGUGACACCUGCAACAGAGAAGUUUUUAUAAAUUAACUAAAAUUGAUUUGUCAAGUUCACAGCAACGUAUUUAACACACAAGACAUUCAUGAAAGAAUUUGAUUUCUUCCUUCAAAAUGACAUGUUAGAAUUCAAUACCGUCACUUGUGAAUAACAGAUUGCCUGAACAUUUUGAAGGUCUUGGUUUUGUUUUGAUGCUUUUGUUGGAGCAGAACACACAGCAGAUGCUAUUGUUCUUUGGAUGUGAGAAAAACAGCAUCUGUUUCAUUUAAAAGGCAAAAAUCCUUUUUUAAAGGAUUUUGUUUUUAAAUGAAAUGCUAAUUACUUUAUCUAGCUGUACUUGUCAUGGCACAGCUACUUCAUUCAUGCUUUCUAUAAGAUCAUUCAAAUUAGGUUUGCUUUGUAUCUAGAAUAUAAAUUAACUGUAUUUAACUGCAACAAGAUGGUUUCAUGAGUUUCACACCCGCUCAGGCCAAAGUGUUAAGUUUGUCCAAGUAUAACUGUGUUUCUACUUAAAGGUGAUCAUGACUAGCUGUGAGAAUGCAGUUUUGUAUUUUUAAACAAGAUUAUAUGUGUGUUUUAUCUGUGGCACAAGUCAGUAUUUUUCCCUUUCUCUUCCUCAUCAUCUCCCUCACUGCCUGACUUUGUCUCGGAUGUUCGUCACUGACAUUAUUUUGUUGAUGUCAUCAGUGAAAAAUGCAAACCAUGCAUUUGCAUAAUGUUUAAACAGCAGCUUCUGUUGAGUUACAGAGGUUCAGCUGAGAAUUUAAAGUCACCUUUUGACCACUAGUGGCCCUAUACAGCAAUGUUUUUUAUGGGCGGGUUGGCAUUUUGUGUAAUCUCGAGCCUCAUGAGGACACAAGGGUGACAAUACAUAAUUCUGCAUACUUCAGAUGGCGAUAGACAAUUGAAAUGCUUGGUAGUACUGCACCAAGAAACUUCCAAAUGUGACAGUGAGAGGCCAACGCACAGAAGAAGACUGUGAGCUAAUGUGAGCAGUGCUGGUUUAAAGACAUCGUAGCUUUAAUACACAUGAUGUGGUUUUGUCCAAUAAAUGUGUUUGUUUUUAAAGUGGUGAUGGUUAUCUUCAAUUUCCAGAAGGUGGCACUCCUUAUGUGUUCUGCCACAGUGGCGGUUUCUGUUCAUGCUAGCUAUCACCCUAGCUACGUCAUGCUAGUUUUUAGCCAUGCCAAAUCUGGACUUAGGGCUGGUGACGUUGGUCUGUGUGUCGGUCCACCUCGUUGGUCUAGAAUCUUAUCAGCUUGCCAUAAAAUUCUGUUUUUAAAUAUUCCUCUUGCGCCAUCAUUAGGUCAGAUUUUUAAUUGGCCCAUACUUUGGUUUAUGACUAAUAACUAUGCAAAACUAUGACAUUCUCAUCACCUUCUGAUGUACUUUGUGUUUUGUGCCUAUUAGCGAACGUUAGAAAGGUAACACGCGAAACUAAGAUGCUAGAUAUUAUACCUGCUAAACAUUAACAUGUUAGCAUUGUCAUUGUAAGCAUGAUAGCAUGCUGGCAUUAGCAUGUCACUGCACUGCACAAGCACUGCUAGUACAGCCUUACAGAACUGCUAGCAUGGCUGUAGUCUAUUAUAGUGUAUUCACAUUAUAGCAGAUAAAACAAGGAUCUUGUGAUGUGCGUUUCCGUUGGUUAGCACAGUAUCCGAAACUCCCGCUAAACUUAGCUAUAAUGCAAAUGUUAUUAACAAUAAGUUGCUACGUUUCAGAGACUUAAACUGUGUAUCUGCAUACUGAUAUUUCACCAAGCAAACAGUGUCUGGCCUGUUUAUCUGGUCUGAUCUGAGGUUAGUUCUGGAAAUUCAGAUACACUAGAAGGCUACUUUGUAUUUUGUCCUUUCAAAGCAGUGGUCAGCUGCAAAUGGCUGUGCCCACAAAGGUAAGCUCAGCUCGGAUCAAAGUUCAACAACAAACAGCUUUCAGUACACCCACGCAUCUCCACAGACAUCCACAGAGUCGUCGCAAUGCACCACAUACAUAAUAAUGAGAGUAGAUGUUAUUCCACACAAACAGGACAACUGUGUUAUGUCAUAGUAAUUAUAAAACGCUGACUGAUAGAUGGGAUUCUGGUUGGAUUAUAGAGUUUGGAGAUGGAUUGUCAAAAAGUCAUCACAGUUGCGUAACACCUUUGCAUAAUUUAAAAUCAGUCAUGCAGUUUUUAAAAUGUCAAAUUCUUCAAAGAUCCUCAUAUCUCAAUUCUGCUGUUUUUUUACUCAAACAUGCUUUCUUUUUUUGAAUUAUUAAAACCCUGUAUCGGUUUCUUGUUUUCUAAAAGUGAAAUAUAAGCACACAUUCGGUCGUCGUUCGCUCACAUCUUGGCUAUAGAACAGCAACAACAGGUAGCAUGACUACACAAUAGAAAUUAUUUUCCUUUUCUCAUUUUUACUGAUUUCACUGUUUGUCUUCCUGUUUUUACUCUCUCUGCCCUC
This is a messenger RNA of Seriola dumerili (greater amberjack), 4046 nucleotides long. Its product is annotated as ras-related protein Rab-38-like. The transcript is spliced from 4 exons. The coding region runs from base 592 to 1287 and encodes 231 amino acids. NCBI's taxonomy places the organism in Eukaryota, Metazoa, Chordata, Actinopteri, Carangiformes, Carangidae. The record is from RefSeq and is a predicted model, not a curated record. Gene Ontology annotation, molecular function: GTPase activity; GTP binding. Gene Ontology annotation, biological process: vesicle-mediated transport. Gene Ontology annotation, cellular component: Golgi apparatus; vesicle; trans-Golgi network.